UAUAUAAGACGCCUUAUUCAAUUAAACCACUUACUCUUAUUUCAAAAUAAGGUAACACACAAGCAAAAUAGUAACUAGAUAACAGAUAAAAUGUCUUCCACUAACGACGGAAACGACACACUAAACGCAAAGACAGUUGCCAUGUGUAUACUUUUUGCCACAUCUAUGACUCUCGGUAUUAUUCCCAUAAAACUUUCCAAAUGGUUCGACUGGAAAUCUGGUACCAAAAACAGCACUUACGUCCAAAUGCUGCUCUCUCUAGGCGGAGGUGUUUUGUUGUGUACAACAUUCCUGCAUUUGCUUCCAGAAGUGGCCGAAAGCAUAGAAAAUCAGGAAAGCUUCACGAAGUACCAAGUUCUCCCUCUUGCUGAACUCCUCAUGUGUGCUGGCUUUUUCGUCAUGUAUUUUGUGGAAGAAUGCGUCCAUUUUUACCUACAUCAGAGAGAGUUGAAUUUUCAUCUAAAAUCAGCUCGAAGUAGUAUUUCUGUAAGUAGGGGUCAGAUGGAGGAGAAAAGCGAUGAGGAUAUGGUACCACCUCCGGAUGUGGUGAUCCCCGACCAAGGAUACCAACAGUACCACCACCACAUUGAUCACAGCCACGUGGAUCACAGUCACAUGGUAAUUGAGGAUUCGACGAUUAUCUCAAUUAGGGGUUUUUUGGUGGUUUUGGCUUUAUCGGUCCACGAGCUGUUUGAAGGUCUGGCCGUGGGUUUAGAGUCUUCUAGUAGUAAUGUGUGGUACAUGUUUGGAGCUGUGAGUGCUCAUAAACUAGUCAUUGCGUUUUGCAUUGGCGUCGAAUUGGUUACUUCGGGAAUGAAGACGACGCUGGUGGUGAUUUAUGUAUUUAUUUUUGCUGUGGUCAGUCCUUUGGGGAUUGGGAUCGGGAUUGCGGUUACUGAGAAAAGCGAAUCUUCAACCACGAUGGUAUCUGUGAUAUUGCAAGGGUUAGCGAGUGGGACUCUGCUCUAUGUUGUGUUCUUCGAAAUAUUGAGAGAAGAGAGGAAGGCAGGGAUUAAACAGUAUUUUUCAGUUUUACUUGGAUUUAUUAUUAUGUUAGGAAUAACUUUAAUAGAUAUUGACUAAAGAAUUUUGACAUGGUAUAUGUACAUACUCAAAAAUGAAUAAAUAUAAGUUUUCUAAAAAUGAAAAUUUAAAAAUGUUAAUUCUAAGGUUAAAUAAAUAUUUAUGAAACAAUAAAGAAAAAACUGUAAAGAUGAAAAAACCACAAUCAGGCUGCUUUGAGUGAAAUAUGUCCAAUGACCUAUUGUCAUAAUUUUGAGAUUUUCCAUUAUGAUCAUGUUCACGGUUACGAUCAGUCGAUCACUUACGAUUUUUAAUCGUAAAUAAAUACAGAAAUUUUAGUCCAAACACAAAGUGGGUCAAAUGUUCGAGGGUCAAUAGAUAAGAAAGUGUGUUGGUA
Molecule: messenger RNA, 1420 nt
Organism: Tribolium madens (black flour beetle)
Lineage: Eukaryota; Metazoa; Arthropoda; Insecta; Coleoptera; Tenebrionidae
Product: zinc transporter ZIP1-like
Exons: 2
Coding region: 91-1083 (330 amino acids)
Biological process (GO): zinc ion transmembrane transport
Cellular component (GO): plasma membrane
Molecular function (GO): zinc ion transmembrane transporter activity
Source: RefSeq, a predicted model, not a curated record